This is a messenger RNA of Polychytrium aggregatum, 3033 nucleotides long. RefSeq lists its product as uncharacterized. Lineage: Eukaryota; Fungi; Chytridiomycota; Chytridiomycetes; Polychytriales. Bases 249 to 2771 code for a protein of 840 amino acids. Gene Ontology annotation, biological process: positive regulation of transcription by RNA polymerase II. Gene Ontology annotation, molecular function: metal ion binding; transcription cis-regulatory region binding. The transcript has 7 exons. The record is from RefSeq and is a predicted model, not a curated record.
CCGGAGCAAUCCAAAGCGCAGACGGGUCCGAGAAGCGAUUGCAAACGCCGCGCUGAAAACGUGACUGUUGGUCGGCAGCCCGGCCUUUCGCCUCUUGCCCUCUUCCGCUGGCCAUCUGCCUCCGGUCGUUGGCUGAACUCCCACCCCACCCCCAAGCUGUCUUGGACUGCUUCCCCUCUCUCCUCCCUGCGGGCCGUCCGAACCCUCCGGCUUUGUGAAGGGCUUGCUGGCUGGCUGUUUGGUCUGCCAUGAACGUCAACGCUUCAGAGUUUGUUCCUCGAUCUGCGCCGCCUGGUGCUGCGGCGUCGGCUUCCUGCUCAGGCGGGACAGCGAGCGACUCGCCGUCCUCAGCGCUCCCCAGCACCAGCAAGAGCGCCAAGGACGACGUAAAUCGGCCUCGCUCGCAUCGGGACGUGACCAAGAACGCAUCCCUCCCAGGUCCCAGCUCCCCGUCCUCGGCCUCCAUGUCGCUCGAUACAGCGCUGGCGAUCCAGCUUGGCGCCACUCAUCUUGCACCCAAGCAGCCCCGGAACACCGGCACACACUCGCUGUCGUCAUCGUCAUCGGCUUCCAGUGCUGCACGAAACAAACGCGGCGAAGUCUCGCUGAAUCACUUGCUGGGCUUUAGCUUCCCGGCCCGGCCUCAGGCCACUGCUCCAGUCGUGCGACGACGACGAGACGUCUACUAUGAGCCCUUCAACAAGGAGCGCUUCGUUAAUGCCAACUUUCGCUUUGUCGUCAAGGCCGAAUGCGACUACACCGUACAGCUGACUGACUCGGAUGUUCCCGUGAACUGGAGCGAUAUAGCUCAGAUUAUUAUCCCCGAAACAAAGGAUCAUUCUUGCCCGAUCUGUCUGCGUCCUCCACAGGCGGCUCGGGUGGCCAAGUGCGGUCAUGUGUACUGCUGGCCGUGCCUGCUGCACUAUCUCCACCUCGGUGAUAAGAAAUGGCGCAAAUGCCCAAUCUGCUACGAUGCUAUCUAUAAGGCCGAUCUCAAGUCCGUCAAGUUCCAGCACCAGGACGUUGUCAAAGUGAACCAGGAUAUCGGGAUGGUCCUAAUGCGACGACGCAUACAAUCUAGCUUCAGCGUCCCGAGGACGGUUCGGCCGCAGGACUAUAGACAGAUUUCCGGUGGCGGUCUCCGGCCCUAUUCGGUCCUCGACGAGCAAGUUGCGCCGUAUUCGCGAAUACUGCUGGCAAGUGGCCAGUAUAUCGAGAAGAUUUGCCUGCGAGACAUGAACGAGCUGCAGGCGAUGCUGGACGACAUCAAGAGCGAGCGCGAGGUCAUGCGCCUGAUGCGAGAGGAGCGUGGGCUUCCGCCUCUCAAGGAAGACGGCAUCAGCAGCGAAGAGCCGUUUGUUGAAAUCGCUCUGCAUGAGACUCAGGUGCUACUGGAAGAAGUCCGUCUCAAGAACCAGAUCCGAAGCAAAGCUGAGCAGCAACUGAAAGCCGUAACGGCUCGGGAGCUCAAGCUGGCUGAAGCGCCACCCAAGACUCGAGAGACGACCAAAUUGAAUGCUGAAGACUCCGGCCAAAGGGCCCAAGAGUCUGUCGAUUCGUACUGCCGCUCGAAGCUGGAGGACGAUGGAUACCAGGAUCCCUUCUCGGACGACGACGGCACCUCAAGCCCAGGGAUCUCUGGCAUAUUCCCAGUUGAUAGCCAUGGCUCUGUCGCCGAUGCGGCAGCAGCAUCCAGCUCCGCUACGACAGACGAUUCUGGGCAACGCGCAGCGCAGUGCCUCGAGUCUCCAAGCAAACCACGCACCGGAAACGCAGUCCCCUCGCUUGCCGCACGAAACGCUUCUGUCGACGAAUUCUACCACUAUUACCAGCACCUGCUUGGACAGCACGUCUAUCUACAUCCGCUCGACAUCCGUGUGCUGAAGACAGAGCACGGAGGUUACGAUCGGAUGCCUGAUUCGAUCAAAGUCACGAUUGAGAGCGUCAGCGAGACCACGAUCAACGAGGACAUGCGCAAAAAGUUCAAGUACCUCGCACAUCUGCCUCAGGGGUGCGACGUGUCGUUCUGCGAAGUUGACUUGGCAAGCCUGGUCUCCGAGUCCACGUACCACCUGUUCGAAAAGGAUAUCCGCGAGCGAACGCGGCGGCGCAGGGCCAAGGAACAUAAGGAGGAAAGCACCCGCAAGAAGAACGAGGCCGAUGAGCUCGCGGUCUUUAUGGGAUACACUCCAUCGACCAAGAAAACGGUCGAGCGGUGGGACGAACUCGACUGGGAUAGCGAAUUCCCAACCGUAUCCAAGGGCAGCGACAGCGAUGCCGAUCCCGGGGAGCACCACGGAUACUCGAGCAGCUACCAAAGCGCGGGAUCCCACCUCGAGAGCGACGGCGGUGAAUCAACCGGCACAAGCCGCUCCCGACACUCGCCCCGAUAUGCCGAGAUAUCAAAUCGGCCGGCGCCGCCUGUGAGGCCAAGUGGGAAGAGCUUUGCCUCCAUCGCCGGCGACAUUGCCAAGAACGACUCGGGUUGGCGGAGAAAUCCCUCUGCUCCCUACGGCGUCGGCGCCAGCGACGACGACGAUCUUUACUCGGGCCACGAAGUCGGCUGGGAGCUUGAUCUGGAGGAAGCCAUGCUACAGACCCAGGAGUACGCUGCGUCCGGCAGCGGGCUUGGUCGAGGCAAGGGCAAACCAAGCAAUACGCGAGGCAACAGCCUCACCGAUACCGGCAGCGGCAAUCAAUCAGAGGGGAGCAAGAAAAAGAAGGGAAGCAAAGUCGUUGUGAUGACCAACAGCGCGCGACGGAGACGCUGAAUGGGGUGUGUUUUCGGCUCCACAGUGCCCUUCCAAGAAAAAUCAGAAUAUAUCGCAUGCUUGUGUGGUCCAUCCGUGAGAAGCCAUCGCCGGCAUGUCUCAGAUACAGCGACGGGACACAUUUUCUCGUUCAGAGAAACACACGCCGCAGUCGCUGCGAGUUAGGACAAGAGGACAUCCCGGAAGGUGAGAGGAAGCCCCGUCGGGUGGAUUUUACAGGCGAUCCAAUAAAAAACGAGACACCCGUGUUUUUGACCAUUGA